Molecule: messenger RNA, 312 nt
Organism: Meloidogyne enterolobii
Lineage: Eukaryota; Metazoa; Nematoda; Chromadorea; Rhabditida; Meloidogynidae
Source: the annotation of a GenBank genome assembly
AUGUCGUCCUUUCUUUUCUCACUCUCAAAUCAUUCCUCUAAUCAAAUUUUUUCUUUUUCAAAGGUCCGCUUCGCCUUCAAGCUCAAGUCCAGCAAUAACGAGCACUACCGAGUCAACCCCGUCUUCGGAUUCGUGGAGCCCGGCGCCGCUGCCCAAGUCGAAGUGAUUCGCCAGAACGGCCCGCCAAAAGGUGAUGACAAGCUCGAGAUCUGCUUCGCUGGGGCUCCUCCAGAUGCUGGGGACGCCAAGGCCAUCUUCCCUCCUGGAUCUUCUGGCGAGUUCAAGGUCGACGUUCCUAUGGCUGCUGCAUGA